Molecule: messenger RNA, 2748 nt
Organism: Mytilus trossulus (common blue mussel)
Lineage: Eukaryota; Metazoa; Mollusca; Bivalvia; Mytilida; Mytilidae
Product: toll-like receptor 4
Exons: 2
Coding region: 250-2748 (832 amino acids)
Biological process (GO): toll-like receptor signaling pathway; inflammatory response; immune response
Cellular component (GO): plasma membrane
Molecular function (GO): transmembrane signaling receptor activity; protein binding
Source: RefSeq, a predicted model, not a curated record
CAUUGCUGAAACAAAAGUAAUGGUAUAAUAUUUCAUCACGAGUCUUUUUGUGGAAAACCAGAUACGUUAAGUUUUUAUCUAUUUACAGCACAUAUGAAAUAUUUCCUUUUCUUUUCUCCCUCUGACAAAAGAACAAGUUUUAACACUUAUAGCGACGACAAUAAGUAUAACAUCUGACAGUUAAAGGACAUAAUCUGACAUCUUUCAAUACAUAUAGAAGCAGUUCUUGAGCAUCAGUAUCAACGAAUUAUGUACAAAUCUAUACAGUACAGUAUACUGUUUGUCCUGUUUAUUUCGACAACUACCACCUUCUGUUCGGAAUGUCCAUUUGAUUCUUCUUGUGAUUGUAUUGUGAAUACGUCAACAAAUUUAACAUCAGCAUUAUGCUCCAAUAGAGGAUUGGAUACUCUUCCAAACUUUUAUAAAACUGCACGUCUGCUAGAAUCGUUUGACGCAAGCCACAACAAGAUUGUUCAGAUACCAAACUACACCUUUUCAAACACAAACAAUUUACUUCACAUGAAUUUAUCGGACAACAACAUUUCAGCACUUUUUUCCGAAUCAUUUCACGGACUAGAAAAUUUAGUAACUUUGAAUCUUGAGCGCAACGGUUUAACGUAUACAUUAAACACCAUUCCGCCGACUUGCUUCAAAAAUUUAUAUAAUUUGAAAUCUCUGUAUUUAAAAAACAAUAUCGGGUUUUAUCCGACUGCUCAAAGAUAUCCAAAUUUGUCAGCUUUGUUUGAACUUGAAACUUUAAAAAUUGAUGGAUUACCGAAGGACAAUUUUGAACAACGAUUUGAAACACUCAAGGAACUUAAAGUUUUGGAUUUGUCUAGUAAAGAUUGUGAUAUCAAAAUUGUAAGAUCAGAGUUUUUUCUGUCAACGCCAAAUCUUCAUUAUAUAGAUAUAUCCCAUUGUAAAGUAAAAAAGAUUUGGAAAAAUACAUUUAGCGAAUUAAAAAAUCUUACACAUCUUGAUGUUUCUGAUAACGAAGAUUUAAAGUUUGCUGGCAUUGAAAAUGUAACACAUGACUUACAAUUUACAGCUAUUAAAAUAUUUAAAUUUAAUAAAGUGCAUAAAACAUUUGAAAUGAACACAGAAAUUGGUCGUAAUACAUGGAAAGGUCUUCAACAUACAAACAUAACAGAGAUGCACAUGGAUAGUAACAGAGUUCAACUUGUCAGGACUGGGGUUCUUUCAAUGCUGCCUAAAACACUAAAUAUAUUAUCAGCCGCUGACAAUAUGUUUUCGUUUGGAAUAUACAUAUUAGAAGCAAAAACCCUAAACAUUAGUUUUAUAAAUGUUUCCUAUCAGUUUUCCUCACAUCAACCCGAGUUAGGUUCCGUGGAUAGACCAAAUUAUAGUAUAAACCGCUGGAAAAGAAACCUAAGAGUUGACUUUCCACUUCCGUUUCCAAAGAAUCUUCGCACAGCUCACUUUCGGAGAAGUCAAUUACAGUACGACAUUCCGAGAGUUGAAAUCAUGAAAAACAAUCUAGAAUACUUGGAUGUCAGCAGUAAUCUGCUUGCCCGCUGGAAAGGUCCAACGGUUAAUUUUCAUCACUUGAAACAUUUGAACUUAUCUAGUAAUUAUUGUUCUAACAUAUCAACGGUUUUCUUCGAAGGAACAGUCAACCUGGAAAAGUUAUAUGCACAAAAUAAUUUGCUUGGGUUUAGCAUUCAAUUUGAUAUAGAUGGUAAAAUUUUAAAACCGCUCAAAAUGUUGCAAGUAAUAGAUUUUUCACAAAAUAGAAUACCAUUUUUGCCACCCUUAUUUUUCGUAUUUCUUGAACGGUUGGAAGUGUUAAAGUUGUAUGAUAAUCUCUUUGAAGAUAUUGAUUUCAGAUUGACUCAAAUGAAAAAUUUAUCCCUUAUUGACCUAUCUAGAAAUCGCAUUCAAUUCUUAGGAUCUGUUGCAAUUAGCCAGUUAGAAUCAGUUUCGCGCGAUCACAUGGUGUCAUUAAAUUUAAGUGAAAAUCCGUUUAUUUGUUCAUGUGCUUCAUUAAAAUUUCUUAAAUGGAUGACGGAGACAAAAGUAGUGUUACUCAAUCGUGAAAACUAUUAUUGUAAAUAUGAAAACGGCACAAAAACAUUACUUUUAAACGUUAAUAACAUUUAUAAUAAACUGAAAAAAGAUUGUUCGUCCUACCCUGUUAUAAUCAUUGGAAUAACCGGGGCUAUAUUUUUGUCUGUUUCAAUCGUCUGCUUUGGACUAUUUUACAGAUAUCGAUGGAAACUUCGAUAUAUAUAUUACAUGACUAAGAAUAGGUUCCGUGGAUAUGUUCCAGUAAUAGAUCAUGCAAACAAAACUUAUCUCUACGACGCUUUCAUUUCUUACGCUGAACAAGACUGUGGUUUUGUUCAUAACGAUGUCAUCAAAAAUUUAGAAGGAGAAGGCAAUCUGAAGCUUUGUUUACACAAGCGAGAUUUUCUCCCAGGAAAUGAGAUUGCUGCAAAUAUCACAAGUGCGAUUCACAACAGUCGUAAAACUGUUGUAAUUCUAAGUCCUCAUUACUUAUCUUCUAACUGGUGCAGGUUUGAGUUUAAUAUGGCAAAAAUGGAAAGCAUGUACACAAGAGAAAAUGAAAAUAUACUUUUCAUGGUUUUUCUCACUAAUAUUCCUUCCAGAGAAUUGCCUUUGAUGAUGAUGGAAUUUAUUGAUUCCAAUUCUUAUAUAGAAUACCCUGAUGAUGAAUUUGGGAACGUUGUAUUUUGGCAAAAAAUGCUGGAAGCUGUAAGUGCUUGA